AGCGCUGCACGCUCUCUCGCAGCGCUGCAAGCUAUUCCCCUCGGAGAGGUGGAGUACCGGCGCACCAGGCAGAGGCUGCUACAGAACUUUUACUGGCCCAGGGUCUUUACCAUUGUCCAUCAAUAUUGCCAAUCCUGUGACCCCUGUCAGAGGGUGGGGAAGGCCCGGAACAAGGGGAAAGCAGCUUUGAGACCUUUGCCCAUCAUAGAGGAACCUUUCCAGAAGGUGGCCAUGGACAUAGUGGGACCUCUCAGCAAGGUGACCCGGUUGGGAAAGAAAUACAUUCUGGUGGUGGUAGAUUUCGCCACCCGCUACCCCGAGGCAGUGCCUUUAGCUUCCAUUGAAGCAGAUGCGCUCCUGACCAUUUUCAGCCGAGUGGGGUUCUCCAAGGAAGUCUUGACAGACCAAGGAUACAACUUCAUGUCGGCCCUGCUCCGGUGCUUGUGGGAGAAAUGUGGGGUCCGGCACAGCUUAUCAUCCCCCAGUCCAAUGGGCUGGUGGAGAGGUUCAAUGGAACUCAAAAGUUUUUAGCAUCAUCUUUAAUGAACCAGCACCCGCAGGAUUGGGACAAGUACUUACCUCACCUGCUGUUCGCGUACAGGGAGGUACCCCAGGAGUCUACUGGAUUUUUGCCUUUCGAACUGUUAUAUGGAAGGAGGGUAAGGGGGCCCCUGGACCUGAUGAGAGACGAAUGGGAGGGGAAGGCCACUCCCGAUGGAGAGUCAGUGGUGGAGUAUGUCCUGAUCUUCUGAGAGAGACUUGCUGAGCUCAUGGGCCUGGUCAGGGAGAAUUUAGCCAGACCCCAGAGGAAGCAGAAGGUCUGGUAUGACCACACGGCGCAGGCCUGCGUCUAUGCCACCGGGGAUCAGGUGAUGGUUCUCAUCCCCGUGAAGAAAAACAAACUACAGGCUGCUUGGGAAGGUCCUUUCGAGGUUGUCAAGCAGCUAAAUGAGCAGGUGAGAGGAUGGUGAGUGAGAACAAGGAGGGGAAUCCUCAACAGGAAGGUCCUGAGCAUGUGGAACCAGGUGAGAUGAUAUCAGGAAGAUCUGAAGAGGAUGUUUCUCAGUGUGCUGAGCAGGGAGAAGCCAGUGAAAGUCAGUGCAAGCCAGAGAGGCAGCAGAGAAACCAUGCAAGGGAGAACCAGUGUAAAUCUACUCACAGGAGCCGAGUGGUCAAGAAAAUCAAAGAAACUGUUCAACAGAGAAUCCCCAGUGGAGAUAGACCCCAUACAUGCAGUUUCUGUGGGAAAAGCUUCUGCUGGAGAUCAGCCUUUAUUAGUCACCAGAGAACCCACACAGGAAACAGACCCUACAAAUGCAACGAGUGUGGGAGAAGCUUUAGUCAGAGCUCAACUCUCACUAUUCACCAGAGAAUCCACACUGGGGAGAGACCCUACACAUGCAACGAGUGUGGGAAAAGCUUUAGUCGGCGUGGAAACCUUUUAGCACAUCAGAGAAUCCACACAGGGGAGAGACUCUACAGCUGCAAUGAGUGUGGGAAAAGCUUUAGUCAGAAUGCAUACCUUCUAUCACAUCAGAGAACCCACAUGAAGGAGAAACCCUACAUAUGCAAUGAAUGUGGGAAAAGCUUUAGUCAUAGCUCACAGCUUCUAUUGCACCAGAGAAUCCACACGGGGGAGAGACCCUACAUAUGCAAUGAAUGUGGGAAAAGCUUUAGUCUGAGCUCACACCUUCUAUCACACCAGAGAAUCCACACGGGGGAGAGACCCAACAGAUGCAACGAGUGUGGGAAAAGCUUUAGUCGGCAUGGAAACCUUCUCUUACAUCAGAGAACUCACACGGGGGAGAGACCUUUCAAAUGCUCAACAUGUGGAGAAAGCUUUGUUCAGCUCUUGAAACUUGUUAGACACCAGAGAAUCCACACUGGAGAGAAACCCUAUAAGUGUAAUGAGUGCGGGAAAAACUUCGGUGACAGAUCACACUUUAAUAAACAUCAGAGAGUCCACACAGGAGAAAAGCCCUUUAAGUGCUCUGAGUGUGGGAAAAGCUUUGGUUCAAGCUCAGAUCUUAUUAUACACCAGAGAAUUCACACAGGGGAGAAACCCUAUAAAUGCAUUGAGUGUGGGAGAAGCUUUGGUCGAAGCUCAGACCUCACUAGACAUCAGAGAAAACACACAGGAGAGAAGCCCUACAAAUGCCCCAACUGUGGGAAAAGCUUCAGUGACAGCUCUGCCCUCACUAAACACUGGAGAAUCCACAGAGGGGAGAGACCCUACAGAUGCAAGGAGUGUGGGAAAAGUUUUCGUCACAUCUCAAACCUUCUAUUACAUCACAGAACCCACACAGGAGAAAGACCCUAUAAUUGUCCUGACUGUGGGAAAGGCUUCAGUCGAAGCUCAAAUGUUAUUACUCACCAGAGAAUACACACAGGGGAGAAACCCUUUAAAUGCCCCGAAUGUGGGAAAAACUUCAGUACACGUUCAGCCCUUACUGCACAUCAGAGAAUCCAUAGCAGAGUGAGACCCUUAUCAAUGUCUUGACUGUGGGAAAAGUUUCUGUAACAGCUUAGUUCCUAUAAUCUCCAGGGAACCCACACAGGGAGAAACACUACAAAUACAAUAAGUACAGGAAAAGUUUUAGUUGAGCCUCACACAUUCUAUUACAUCAGAGAACCUACAUUGGGGAAAAAACCCUAUAACUGCCCUGACUGUGGGCUAAGCUUCAAUUGGAGAUAAACCGGUAUUACGCAUCACAGAAUCCACACUGGAGACAGCCUGUAAAUGCUUUGAAUAUUAGGAUCAGGCGAGGCUGGAGUGGCCAUGCAAUAAGGAUGCACAAUAGUUGUUAAAACAGAGACUGAAAUCACCGUUCUAGAACAGAGCCCUGUAGGACGAGAGGCUGAGAUAAGAUUCCCAUGCUGUGAUGGGAUUUGAUUAUUACUUCUCAAGAAGCUCUGAACACCCUCUGUUCAGCUCCUAAAUUUGUUUGGUGCUAGAAAACUCUCUUAUAUUCUGUGACUUCUCAUUUAUUCUUCAUAGUUUUUUAGACCUGGAUCCACCAAGGGACUUCAGCGUUACGAUGCUGAGUGUUGUGAUACCACACUUCUAGACAAUCACAGAAACAACACUGGGAUCCACAAAGCCUGAGUUAGGCACCCGGGCUGUCUAUAAAAUGAAUGGGGAGAGAGAGACAUCUCAGAAUGUGACUCACAAAACCAAGCAUGCUAGCUGGGGAGCCACCUAAGCUAGCCAAUGGGAGAUGCUAAGGAGACAGAGGUGUCCUGAGUCCUGCCCUUUUCAUGUACAUAGGUACCUAAGUCUGGGCUCCAGGGAAGCACCUGUCUCUGCUUGUGAUUCAUAAACUAGGAAUGAUAAGUGCUCCUCUGCCGAUGGGGCCCCAUCCAGUUGGAGUGUUCCAAAGUCACUUAACGCUACACAAAAUACCUGGGGCAUAGGAAAAGAGGACAAGGACCUCUCUUAUACCCUUUAGCCCAAUGGUUGAGGUACUCACCCAGGAGGUUCAAGUUUCUAUGCUGUUCAAAUCCCUUCACCUCACCAAGCAAUCUGCCACCUCCCAAGUGAGUGCCCUAGCCAUAGGAUAUUCAGAGGUGGAGGUAUUCCUCAAUCUCCUUUGUUGAACCUGGUCCACUGUAUAAAAGUAUUCAGCUAAGAGAUGGCAGAUUCUAUGCUAUUGAAUCUCCAAGAAAAGGAUGGAAAGGAAUUUCUUGUGAUGCCUGAAUGCCCCUGCUGGAUGGACAAGAAACUUGCUAUGACAGUUUGACCUGUCCAGUUAAUGAAUGACCACCUGCAAUAAAAGGAAAUGCCUCUCCAAAAGAAAAAGGACAAUGGAAAUUUGCCUAAUAUGUCCUUUUGGGGUAGACUGAGUCCCCCAUUACAACCACAUGGAGUGAUUAUGCAUAAAAAAAGGGUUUGGGCUAGACAAUCCAAGUUCCCUGUAAGCUGCAUGUCGGCAUGGCUGUGUAGCAACCUAUUUAGCACUGUGCAAGUGCUUAGGGAACCCGCCUGGGGACCUGCCACAGAUGGCGGAAGGGUGCCCCUCCCCCGGCCCCAACUCACCCUGUGGCCUGGACCUGACGUGGCCUGGACCCAGGCAUGGCUAGAUCGGGCCCAGGCACAGCCGGAGCGGCCUGGACCUGGCUGGGGUGGUGUGGAGUGGCCCAGACCCUGGUGCAGUCUGGGUGGCCCUCCCCGGCUUGGACUUGCUGGGGCCAGGUGAGGAGCAGCUAUCCUGCAGCCCCAGCCUCAGAGCUCCCGCGGCAAGGACAGGCACCUCUUCCCCCCCCAGCCCAGGUGCUGCUGUGGGGAGAGAGCGCUGGGGGAAUCCUCUUUCCCCACCGUAGCCCUGGAGCACCCUCUUACACGCCAAACGCCUCAUCCCUGGCCCCACCCCAGAGCCUGCACCCCCAGCUGGAGCCCUCACAGCCCUGCAUCCCAACCCUGAGCCCCCUCCCACAAGAAUUCCUC
Trachemys scripta elegans is the source of this 4444-nucleotide messenger RNA. RefSeq names its product zinc finger protein OZF-like. The transcript has 2 exons. NCBI's taxonomy places the organism in Eukaryota, Metazoa, Chordata, Testudines, Emydidae. The record is from RefSeq and is a predicted model, not a curated record. Bases 965 to 2500 code for a protein of 511 amino acids.